GGUUAGAGUGGUGGAGAGAGGGAAAUUCAGGCAAUCCCUACCUCCUAAAGCACCUAUGGAUCACUGCUUAAAGCAGCUAUGACUUACUGCCUUUUCUCUCUGUUACAGGUCUUGCACUGCAAUUAUUCUUCUUCUUCUUUCUUAAUCAACUAAAAAUGCAGCUUUUCAUCCCAGAGUGUGCCUUAGUGCAGCAGCAUCCCAACUUUGCCAACCCUCAAACGGAUUUGGGAUGCAACCAUCAAUGUGUGUGCAGUCCACACCAUCAGAGCUGGAAAGGGAAGAAGUUACAGCAUCUCUUUUUGUGCUGUUCACGGGGCUUUUGGGUAUCUUUUGAACAUGAAUGGCCCUGAGGAAGCCCCAGAGUGAGAGCUGACGUCAAUGUCCACAUGGUUAUGUAAAUUUUAUGUUCCUCAAAGUUGAAAGUAUGUGAGCAGAAAUAUAGAAAAAUUAGAGGAAUCAUGUUCUAUCAGGCAACAAUCUGUUGGAGCACCAGAGCAUGGACUGUGAGAGAUUGUCUCCUCAUGGCUGAGCCCUGCUCUGUGAUAAAGUAAAAAGUUAAAAUGUGCUGGGGUUCAUUCCAUUCCUCUUGGAGAAAAUUAUUUUCAGUAACACCUGGAGCUUGCUCUAACCCCACCUGAAAGCUGCUGGCUGGCUGGCUGGCUGGAUAUUCCUGCUCUCUGAAUGGUCCUGGAAUGAAUCCACCGUUAAUAAAACCUCUCUCAAAUAUUUGGAACGUUCCUGCUGGAAAUUGCAGACCUUGGCCUCUCUUCUGCCCAACAACAGCACCAGAUCCCUGGGCUCUCAAAGGAAUCAAACCAGCCACCUGAGGUGCAGCAGUGCAGCUGGUAAAGCAAUAUACUGAGACCUGUAUAAGUCAGUGGAUGUGAGGCUGGACAGAGCUUUAAGGGAGAUUGUUUCUCUUCCAGGUGAGAUGCUUCUCUGUCCACGCUGGGUUGGGUGGGAGAAGAGCAGGAUGCCCGACCCAGAGCUUCUGCCUGAAGGGGUGGAUGGAGUGAAGCAAUGCCGUGCCAGCAGAUCUGAGCGUGCAGAGUCAUCCAGCAAGGGCUGAAUUAAAAAACGAGGAGCCAAGGAAGUGCUUUUUGCCUUCCCCAAGAGCUGCAGCUCCCAGAGCAAGGCUGUGCUGUCAGCAGAAGGGUGGCGCGGGCUCAGGACCUGCAAUAACACCGGCACAGCUGACUCACGAGCAGCUCUUUUAUUCAUAAAAAAACCGGCUAUAAAUAACCCCCCAACAAUGAAGAGCUGCUGGGGAGUGUUUUUCCAUCCUGCUCUAGGCAGUUAGAGCCCGCACAGAGGAUGAUUUGCCUAGCACAUGGUGAUAAGAUAAAUAGUUGCUGCAGUGACAAGAACAAUACGGGAAUUAGUGGCAUUUUUUCACUUCCGAGCGCGGUCCCGGCGGAGCUCCGGGAGCAAGGUGAGUUCUGAGCACGUAGGGCAGGGAGGGGUCAGGUGCUGUCAGCCCUCAAGGGCAUCCACGAGACACUUCACUCCCGGGGAUGGUCCUCAGUGGCGACCUGAAAGGACACACUCUUGGAUUUUUUUUUGCUCUUUUCCUGUUAAUUCUCUGAAAGCUAAAAGCCUGCUAGAAACUCUCCAUUCAGGACUGAAAAUAGGGUUAGUAAUGUUGAUCUUAAAAAUCAGGAUUCUUGGUUUGUUUCUUUUUUUCCCCCCCCUUUUUUUUUCCCUUCCCCCCCCCCCAAGCCUUUCAGCCUAUCACUAUUAAAGUGACAAUAAAUUGCACUGCAGUCAUAUCAAUUAAGCUUUUAUUUGUGCCAGAAAGUGAAGGCACACUCAGGGAAAGACAUUCCCUCUCCUUAUGAAGCCUGUAAUCUAAAUAAGCAGGGCAGACAUCAUGUGAUCUCCUCAUUUUUUUCUAAAGAAGCUCACCUGGCAGGUACUUGGUUAUCAGUUCUCCAUGCUGCACCUUGGGAUAAUUUCGAAAGGAAUUGCUCUGUGAGUUGGUUUUGGACAUUGAACCUAAAGAUGUGUGAGGAUCUUGGUCAGAGAAGGUGACACUCAAAGUUAAGCAGGGAGGUGACAGCAGGUCACUGAACUCCAGGCUGGUUUUUCCUGGCAGAAUUAUUGCAGUUGUGUCCAUAGCUACAGGGGAGGUGGGAACACCAAAACCAGUGAAAACUGCAUUUAUUUUGUUGCCUCGAGAGCCACAGCAACAAAGGUUUUGGGGAUGCUCCCCCAGCCUGGUUUCUGGAACGUGUGAGGUCUGACAUCAUCCUGCUGCUCCCAAGGGAAGUCUGGGGGGGAUGUGGUGGUUCAUGAGGCUUUCACGAGUCUGAGCCACAGGAUCCCACCAAGUGCUGAGGGGAGGGAGGCCAGAGCUGUGCCCAGCCCUCCAGCUGAGGGGCUGCAUCCCAUGUCCCAGCAGAAGGGAUGAGGGCUGGCUGGGGCUGAAUCUGUGCCACAAAGGCAUCAGAGACCCAAAGCCCAGGCUGUGGCUCAGCUCUUUGGGCUGGAGGCCGAGCUGUUGCUCUUAGAAGGAAGAUCUAAGGGUUGUGAGGGUCAGACUGGCCCGGGGCCAAAUCCUUGUCACAAAUUACCCAGGAGGAAUCGCCCCUGCGAUGGGAGAGGGAAGCACUUCCAAGAGACUUCAAACCCAGAUGAGUUUUGUGAUUGGGAACCCCCCCCCGUGUGUGAGAAAACACGCUCAGUGCUCUUCAGUUACUUGUGUGUUGCCGUUUUAUUCGUUACAGUUCCCCCACCACUGAACGGAAAAUCUGGAAUUUCACAGCUCUUGGUGAAUCACAGUCAUUGGGCCUUCAUCUUCCACGAGGAACGUGGGCUGGCUCUGAUCCUCCCCGAGUCUGCUCUGUUGGGAACAAGCACAAGGUCGUUUCCAUGGAAUACUCAGGAGCAGGGAUAAGAUGUUUUCUGAUUUCUUCACAUCUAAGUUAUCAAUGGAAGGCUUUGCUUGCCAUACACCUGGUUUUAGGCCCCGUGAUGGCCACUGACAGAGUGAGCAGGUGGAUAUUCUGCUCUCACUGAAGGUCGUGGCAGUGAACCCUGGAUCCAUGGAGUGACUCUGCCUCCAUGCUCAGCUGAGCUGGGUGGCACUGGCCAUUUUUUGGCUCAGUUUCAGGCAUAACUCAGUUCCUCAGAGUGCUCUCAGCACAAAGGUUGCUCUGCAUCACGCCAAGAUAAGUGUGUCUGUUGUCCAAGGGUUACUGAGCAGAGCUGGGACUCGGCUCCUGGACCGAAUUUCCUGGUUUAAGAUCACCUUGGGAAUGUCCCAGCUGGGGCCUGUUGUCCUGAGCCCUUGAGAAUCCCUGAGAGCUGCAGUUGUGGGCAGUUCUGAGACUGAGCUGAGGGGGGUGAAGAUGCAUUUCCCACAACAGCCACUUGAAUCAUCAUUAAAACUUCCACCUGAAGCUUCUCAUGUCUCCUUCUCCAUCUCUUCAACAUGUUCAGUGAUUAUUUUCUUCUCCACAGGCACAAUCAUCAGGUAAUUAUUAUUGAACUUGGAGAUUCUCUACAAAAUAAGGCCAUUUCUUAUCAAAAUAACACCAAUUCAGACAUUCAGAUAUAGAAUUCUAAAACCAAUCAUAGAACUAAAAGAAAAACAAUUCUAGAACUAAAAAAUGUUGUAGAAGGUGAGGUCUAGAUAAUUAUAAAUCAAAGGCUGCCAACAGCAUGGUACAGCCAGUGUUUGAGGUGUCAGCCUGAGCUGCUGGAGAUUAGAUUGGGUUCUCUGGACUUCUGAGGGAUCUUAAACAAAUAAUGUGAUUGCUCUUUCCCGUUCAUGGGAUGUAGAUAACACUCUUUCCUCGAAGAUGUAGAGUGAGGUAAGUACCAGGAAGAUCACACAGUUCCUGGAAUAUGGGAGUAGGAAAAUGCCCUUGAACUGAGGUUGUGAUGUGCAGAGGUUUGGAUGUGUAGCUGCUCUGUCUCUGAGUUUUCAAUUCAAAGUAGUUUUCAUCUGAUUUUGAGAGCUCCAGCUGUAUCCCAGAGGGUUGGAAUGCACAAACCUGGGGGUUUCUGUUUGUUAAAGCCCACUAAAAAAAGCAGUUUCCACACUAAUAUUGUCUCCCCUAAUCUAGCAACAUUAUGCUAAUUUUUAUGUAAUUCUAUUAGGGAAAUAAGAUUACAAAGCUUUUGUGAAGAGCUGUUUAUACUACUUGAUAUUAUUUUAAUUACAUUCCGAUCUCAUUUUGUUUAGUGCUUAGUGCUUGAACGCCAAAUUUUCAAAUUAGAGCAAUUUCAAGUAGCAUUUUCAGGAAUAUCUGCAGCAUUUCAGAUCAUUGAAAGGAUUUGCUGACUCGAGGUGUUGGCACUGAUGAGGUGACAGAAAUAGUGGAGCCCUUGUUCAGCAGCAACCUCACACCAGAGGUGUGGCUGACAGGGAGGGUUCCAGGAUGCACAAAGGAUGGUUUAUCUGGGACACUGGGAGAAGAAUAUUUUAUAGGAUGUUAAGACAUCCACAGGCUUGAUCUGUCAUUUUGCAGCCCUUUCUUUCUAUAUAAUCAUUCUUUGCAUUUCUAUGUGACCACCUGAAAUACUUAAAGUAUUUCUAGUACGUAAUUAUUGUGUACUAAUUGCACACUAACCUGAAUGCACUUUCGUACAUUUCAAUAGGAGAAAAGAAGCCCUAGAAUUUUCCUUUUCAAGCUCCACAUUUUAGCCUGAAUUUCUGAUGUUUUAAAUUUGGCAGAGCUAUCAGAGCUCACAGAUUUCCUGCUCUAGAGCUGGAAUUGCUGCUGCAAUGAUCAGAUGUCAGUGCUGAGUGUGGAAAGCCCGUGAACUCAGCUGAGCUGCUUGGCAGUAUCACAGUAUAAAAUUGUUACUCAUGGAAAUUAAUCCUUUGUUAGGAUGACAGUGAGAAAUGAAUUAAAUCAGAAUAAAUUCGGACAUAACGUGGCUUUACCUGGGUAAUUGUACUGCUCACCUGAACUGCUCUGCUGCUUAAAAUCUCCCGGUUCCCACUGAACCUUGUAUUUUGUUCCAGCAGUGCCCUCUGCUGAGAGCAUGGAAUGUGUGCCCGAAGGCUUUUUUUCUCCAGGGCUCAAGUAUUUUAAAUCCAGUUCUCAAAAAUCAUUUGCCUUUACAAAGACAGAGAAAGAAAAGAUAUAAUGAUAUUGGUGUUGGUUUAUUAAUGUGCAAGUCACACAUUAAAGAAACACAAAAUAUCCUAUCAUGAGCAUGAGUAGUGAUGUCUGCUGCUGUUUAGCUACAUUCUCAUCCAGGAAUUAAGGUGGAAAAAGGCAUUUUCCUAAUUGCUUAGGCAGGAGCUGAGGGCCAGGUUGGUGACCCAACACUGAUGUUCUUAUUUCAGCUCCAUCAGCCACACACUCCCCCCUCCAAACCCACAAAAUCCUGCUCUCCGUUUCCUGACUCUCUAAUCCUUUAUCAUCUAAUUUGUUGGUGAGUUAAAGCUAAAUUCACAUUAAUUCCAUUUUAGACUAUCCUUAAAGAAUUUUAAACUACUGCUGUGAUCAUUCAUCCUCUCAAGAUCUGACCAGAUUUCGCUGCUGGCAAAGGUUGUUUUCAGCAGCUCAUCCGUGUAGCAACAAAUAUGUUUUCCAGUUUGGGCUGUCCUAGCAACUGAACGGUAAUUGGCGAUGCCCUGAGGUGGUAACCCAAAUAUUUAAUACCACACGUGGUUAAAGUUUAAUCCACUGUCAUGAUGAUGAUGAUGUGGCAACAGAAGCUGCACGUCAGGGUCCAUUCCCCACCUGGAGAACGAGGUGGUAGCAGCUCUUGUGUGGUGAGGUCUCUUACAGAGUAUGGGAUGAGUGAAGCCGACCUGGUUGAGAGCUGAAAGGAGGAUUUUCCACCAUGAAUGGAUUUCCAAACUGCUCUGCUAACUACACAAACAUCUGGAGUCAUUCUUUGGUGCUUGCCCUGGGCAUCCCCCAGCUGACCAUCAACGUGGCGUCCGUGCUCUUCAACUGCACCGUCAUCCUCACCCGCCUGGCCACCAAGGACCUGCACAAGCCCAUCUCCAUCCUCUUCUGCAAUUUGGCUGUUUCUGAUCUCUUCACCAGCUUCUCUGGCUUUUGGAUUUCCACGCUGUUCAUCACCAACCCCGAUAUCACCGUCUUUGGGUCCGAGGACAUGCUCGCCCCUUACGCCUUGUACACGACGUCCAUUUUAUCCACCAUCUACAACCUGGUGAGCAUCGGGGUCGAGCGGUACCUGGCUGUGGCCAAGAGCAUGAGGACGAGAUUCAGGGUUGCCAGAAACCAUUCCAUAGCCGUGGUUUUCACCAACUGGGUCCUUGCUUUCUUUCUGGGCUGCUUGCCACUGAUGGGGUGGAACUGCCUGCACAGGGAAAAGAGCGUCUCGGUCCUCUACAGCCCGUUCUGCGUCAACUACCUCUUCUUCAUCGCCGUCCCCAACUUCGUGGUGGCCUUUAUCAUACCUCUGUUCACCUACCUCAGAAUCAUCAUCAUCCUGAGGAGGAGGAAGCUGAGGAUGAAGGCGUGUGGGCAAGACACCGGCACUUACAAAUCGGCUGAGACCCAGGUGGCCAGGACCAGCAUCUUCAUCUGGCUGCUGGCGCUGAUCUCCUACGCCCCGUUCUUCGCCGGGGUCAUUUUUGAUGCCACCAACCACCGGUGCCACGUCGACCUCUACCCGGGCGUCUACAUCUUCAGGAACUGCACGGCCAUGCUGAUCACCAUCAACUGCCUGGGCAACCCCCUCAUCUACACCCUCAAGCUCAAAACCCUGGGGGCCAAGCUCAAGGCUCUGAAGUGCCCCUCCACCAACAGCGUCCGAGCCUGUGCCAUCGAGCACAUCUAGGUGGGGCUGCCCCUGCUGCAGCACUGCCUCACCUGCCCAGAGGAGCCAGGGGGAGCUCUGCAAUCACUCCACAUCCAGGGGGAUUCAAAAAACGCGUGGAUGUGGCACUUGGGGGGGCACGGUUUAGUGGUGGGAUGAUGGUUGGGCUUGAUCUUAGAGGUCUUUUCCAACCUUGUUUCCUGUGAUUCCAUUCCUGAAGCCCAGGUGCUUCAGCACCCAGCGAGGGGGAGGUGUUGGGGUGCAGAAACCAGCACGGGCAGCCCUGAGAGGGGGGCUGGACUCUGUGUCUCCCAAAGCCCUCAGCAGCGAGGAGCUGUGCUGCCUGGCUCUCCUUGGGGAAGCGGCUCAGUGUGUGCCCCUGGUCUGUGUUGCCUCCAGCUGGGAGCAGGGGAGCUGUUUUCCUUGGAGAUAAAAAUAACUCCAUUAGCCCUGUUUACUCUGUGCUGCUGCUGCGCUCGCUUCGCUGCCCAGACUCCCAUCCCUGUUGUGUGGUCUGUGUGGCUUUGAAGGCAGUUAAAUAGCUGGAAAAUUCUCAGCAGUCUGGGGGAAAUUGUCAUUUUACUUUCUCAUUUACACUCAGUCAAAUUGUCUCUUUGACUGUUGGAUGAAUCUUUAUUAACAGGGCACUCAGCCCUGUUUUCCUGGGGUAAUUUUAACUGCAGUGUGUAGCUGGAUUACAUGUUUUUGUGAGACAUUUGUGGCUACAUCUUUCAUAUUUCUGCUUAUAGAGGCACACUCGAGUCCAUGGCUUGUGAAAUUUGUGCUGUUCCAGGUGACAACCUUGGCUGGAUCCUUUAGGAUCAGAACUGGAGUUGAGUUGACUGAGCAAAACAAAAUAAAAAUG
Messenger RNA from Chiroxiphia lanceolata (lance-tailed manakin), 7618 nucleotides. Its product is annotated as lysophosphatidic acid receptor 3-like. NCBI's taxonomy places the organism in Eukaryota, Metazoa, Chordata, Aves, Passeriformes, Pipridae. Gene Ontology annotation, molecular function: G protein-coupled receptor activity. The transcript has 4 exons. Gene Ontology annotation, biological process: G protein-coupled receptor signaling pathway. Bases 5806 to 6774 code for a protein of 322 amino acids. The record is from RefSeq and is a predicted model, not a curated record. Gene Ontology annotation, cellular component: membrane.